CAGGAAAAGUGGGGAAGACAUUAAGUGAAGCAGCAUGUAUCUUCAUUUCAACCAUUAAAGGCAUCUUUUCAAGGCUUUUGCAGCUCUCUUGAUUUAGCAGAACUGCUGUGAAACGUUUCCUGUCUUUUGAAGCAGCUACUCCAGGACGCGACAGAGCAAACACAAUUCAGAGAAUAAACUACAAUGAGGAAGGGAGGAGCUGCACUUUUGAAAACGAAAGCGUUUUUAUCUGGGGCCUACGAAGGGCAAAGCUUUAUCCAUCUGUUUUCAAAUUCAGGACAAAUUUACUUUCAGACUCCAUUUUUCGCCACAAAAAGACUUUUCAUUAUCCAAACUAAGUAACAUAAUCUGUGCUACUGACCCAGAUGAACCUCCUGGUGGCCGGCGGGGUGUCAACUUAGUAGCGAGUGGCCCGGAUGCAUCACACGCAGGCCACGCCCACCCCCGGCUCCGCAGAGGCAAAAAUGUUAUGAUACAUCAUGUGAUGUCCUGUGAUGCAAUCGAGUUUGACACCCCUUCUCUAAAAAAAUGCAAAUGACCAGCUGUCUGCAAGGAAUAUAAAUUCCCCACCAUCCAGUCAGAGCUGAAGCAGCUUCUUGAAUGAGAAGCAAAACGUCUUUAAAGAAAAAACAAGAACGUGUAGUUGCCACCUGAAAAAGCACCUUUGGGUUAUAACUCACUUCAUUUUCUUUACACAGGUCAGAUAUAAUCUAUCAUAACUGACAUGAACAACACUGUGAGAGAAGAACUUUACGAAGCAUUGAAUGACCUCCUUGAGAAACAAUUUAAAGAUUUUAAAUGGUGGCUAAAGAGUAUUGACCACAAUGGAAAGCGAAACAUUCCUACAGUUUCUUUGGAGACAGCUAAUCAGCAAGAAGUUGUAGAUCUUCUGAUUCAAUAUUAUGAAGAAGAGGCUCCAGAGGUGUGCAUUCGUGUCCUUAAAAAAAGCAAUAUAAAUGAUGUUGCUAGAAAACUUGAGGACACUUUACAGAAAGCUGCUGAUGCUCACCAAUUGCCAGAUUCAUCAGCUGCUGAUGCUCACCAAUUGCCAGAUUCAUCAGAUGCUGAUGCUCACCAACUGCCAGAUUCAUCAGAUUACAGAAGCUAUGUUAAAAAAAAAUUUCAAAUGAUUGAAGAUCCUAAUUCUACUCCUGGUGAAUAUGUGUCCCUAAAUAAGAGAUAUUCAGAGCUAAUCAUCCUAGAUGGUCAACUGUCUCAACUGGAAAGAAAAUAUGAAAUUCUGGCAAUAGGAAGGGUGCAUACUGAAAUCAGCAAGAGAACUGAGUCUUCAGCCAAGAUUGAAACAUUAUUUAACCCUAACUAUGGACUAAUUCCACAAACUGUUGUGUUGCAAGGAGCUGCAGGAAUUGGAAAAACUACAAUGGCAAAAAAAAUCAUGUUGAAUUGGGCUUCUCAAGAUUUUUACCCUGAUCGAUUUAAUUAUGUUUUUUAUAUUUAUUGUCGAGAGCUGAAUCUCCAUACAGAGUCAGAAAAGAGUAGCAUUGCAGAGAUAAUUUCAAAACAAUGUCCCAGCGGUUAUGCAGUAGAAAAUGUCAUUCAAAACAUACUGAAGAAUGAAAAGAAACUUCUAUUCAUAAUUGAUGGGUUUGAUGAAUUCAGGUAUUCCUUUGAUCAGUCCGAAAACUACUUUUGCAUUGAUCCCUGGAAAAAGGAGCCAGUGAGAAUUCUUUUGAAGAGUUUAUUUCAAAAAAAGCUUCUUCCUGAAUCCUCUCUUAUAAUCACAACAAGACCUAUUGCUUUGGAUACACUCCAUCAAUGUUUAGAAUAUCCACGUUUUUUUCAGAUAUUGGGGUUUUCUAGAGAGAAGAGGGAAGAAUAUUUCCAGAAUUUUUUUGGAAAAAAUAAAGACCAAGCAACUCAAGCUCUCAGAUUUGUGAAACAAAAUGAUACACUUUUCACCAUGUGUGUCAUUCCCCUUGUGAGCUGGAUCAUCUGCACAGUGAUGAAACAAGAGAUGGAGGAAGGUAUAGAUCUUCAGAAGACGCCAUGCACUCUCACUGCAAUCUAUAUGCUGUAUCUCUCCAGCUUGUUAAAGUUUCACCACAAAGAAGCCAAACAGAAUGUCCAAAGAAAGUUGAAAAGCUUCUGCUCUUUGGCUGCAGAAGGCAUCUGGGAACAGCAAAUACUGUUUAGGGAAGAAGACCUCAAGAAGCACAGUUUGGUUCAGGAUGACUUCUUUCCCCUCUUUCUGAAUCAGAACAUCUUCAAACAGGAUAUUCACCGUAUUCAAACCUUCAGUUUCAUUCACUUAAGCUUCCAAGAGUUUUUUGCUGCUUUGCUUUAUGUUCUAGAAGAUAAAAAGAAGUGGCAUUCUCAAAACCCAAAUAGUAAUUUGAAAACACUUUUACGUAGACAUAAUAUAUAUUUUGAGUCUGAUUUUGCAGUAGGAUUUCGCUUCCUUUUUGGUUUUCUAAAUGAAGAAAAUAGAAUGAAAAAUUUGAAAAAAGACUUUAGAUGUAUAAUUUCUCAGAGGAGUAAAGAGUUAUUAUUAGACUGGGUAAAAGAGAACAUUAACAGAAAAAUUUAUUCGCUCGACCUAAAUUGGAUCACACAAGAUAAUCAUAUGUUAUAUUUAUACAACUCCUUUCAUAUAAGAAUUCAUUUCUAUUUGGAAAAAGAAAUACUUAGUUAUUUAUAUGAGACACAAGAUGAGAAUUUUGUAAGAAAUGCGCUAUGUGCUAUCACUGAAAUAAAUUAUCACUGCCACUCAGAUAUGGAAUUGAUGAUCCUGGCCUAUUGUAUACAGCACUGCCAAAAUUUGGAGUAUCUCUAUGUUCGAAGCCCUACAUCUCUAUAUCAGGCAGAUAAUGGAUUAUUUUGUCCAAAAAAUGAAGUACCUUCACAUCUGGCUAAUUUACAAACGGACUGGAAGCCAUUUAUAGUGGAUGAAGAAUAUAUGGAACAUUUAUUAAAAUCUCUGACAAAGCUGAGAAACCUAAAAGUCCUGAGGUUUGAGAAUUUGCACUUUACACAGUCCUGCUGGAGGCAACUUAUUCAAAUCUUUGAUACAAACCAGAAGUUGAAGGAGUUAAAUUUAAUCUUUCAAGUCAUAAAUCACGAAACAAUGGAAUUGCUGUGUGAGGCGCUCCAACAUCCAUAUUGUAACGUAGAAACACUGGAGCUUAAUGGAAAGGCCAUGACCGGUUUCUGCAGCUGGAAUCUUACAGAAGUAUUCUGGAGAGACCAGAGAUUAAAAGAGUUAAAGUUGUAUCUCUAUAAUACAGAUAACACAACAGUGAAGAGCCUGUGUGAGGGGCUUCAACACCCAGACUGUAAAGUAGAAAAACUAUGGCUUAGUGGAGAGUUUGUUACUAAAUCCUGCAGCAGGCAUGUUGCAGACUUAUUCAGGAGAAGCCAGACAAUAAAAAAGUUAUGGUUGGUGUUAACGUAUCCAAAUCAGCCAACAUUCAAAAUGAUAUGUGAGGGGCUUCAAGAUCGAGACUGUAAAGUAGAAGAGCUCUGGCUUUUUGGAAAAUGCUUGAAUGAAUCUUGCAGCUGGCAUCUUGCAGAAGUACUCAGGAAAAACCAGAGAUUGACAAAGUUAUGGUUGUGGGUCCAAUCUUCAGAUUACAGAAUGGUGGAGAUCCUGUGUGCGGCGCUUCAACACCCACACUGUAAAAUGAAAAAAUUAUGUAUUCAUGAAGGAUUUCUGUCCACGUCAUCCAGCAGUGAUUUCUUAGGAGUACUUAAGAGAUUAACAGAAUUACAGUUAUUUCUCUACAGUCUAGAUGAAGAAGUAGAGGAAAUACUGUGUGAAGGACUCCAACAUCCAGACUGUAAAAUAGAAAAACUAAGGCUUGAGGGAGAGUUCUUGAAAGAAUCCUUCUGUGCAUCUUUUGCCAAAAUACUCAAGGAAGAAACAAGAUUGACAGAGUUGGAUUUAUUAUCCCAAAACACAAAUAACAGAGCAGUGCAAAUGUUAUGUGACGGGCUUAAACAUCCAAACUGUAAUAUAAUAAAAGUAGGACUUGGUGGAACGUUUCUGACUGAUUAUUUCAGCAGUUAUCUUUCAGAUGUAUUCAGGAAACAUCGGACAUUGAAAGAGUUAGAGUUGUUUCCCAUCAACAAUAUUAAUGAAGUAAUGGAAGUGCUUUGUAAAGGUCUCAAACAUCGAGACUGUAAAUUAAAAGUACUACGGGUUAAUGGAGAGUACUUAAAAGUACUCUGUGGGCACUCUUUGUCCUUUGGAAGACAGAUUGCAAAAAUUGCAAAGAUAAACCGGAACCUACAAGAAUUGUAUUUGCACGGUGACUGCAUUAGUGACUAUGAUACGAACCUGCUCUGUGAAGAACUAAAACACUCACGGCAUAACUUAAAGGAGCUAUGCUUGAAUGGAAAAUAUAUUAUACAAGAUGGAGAAUGGAUGGUCGUGGAGCAUACGACUACAGCCUCCUGAAUCCUUUUUCUUCAUGCUUGUUUGCUUGAUCUAUUUUUUUUUCUAUUAAGAAUAUGGUCAGGAAGAGUUGUAAUUUAAUAUAUUUCAAGUGAAAUUCUGAAGAACUCCUUUCUGCAACUAUAAUUUGAACUAAAGACUUUUCUCUCUUUGCAACUGAAAAAUGCUACAAGAAUAAGCACACAAACUUUUUCAUGGAAAUAUGGACAAUACAUCAUUUUUUUAACAUUGUGAAAUAUCCUCCUUUGAAAUCUGAAUAAGGGAAGGAAAUAUUGAUUGAUUGAUUGAUUGAUUAGAUGCCAUUAACAACUACUAGUGACCACGUAGAUUGAAACUAUUUUGUUUGCAAUCAAAGAGAAUAUUUAUAGCUCAGGGUUAAACUGUGGAGUCCUUGUGAUCUCUGUGGUUGGUUGUUUACUUGCAGAUGUUUCGGCAUCUAGCACUGAAGAUGCUACCUAGUUAAGUAAUGAAAUGUCUGCCAAAAAAAUCAAGUUCAAAGAGCUCCAAGGACUCCACUUUCCUGAUUUAUAUGAUUUAUCAUAUAGCCAUAGAGACAUCUAACACUCACAAGAAUUUAUUCAAAUUAGUAAAAUGAACUAUAAACAAUCUUAUAUAUUCUUAUAUACAUUGUAAUUGUUUGUAAUUUUUUCACAUUAUUACUGUCAAAUUACUGUCACAUUAUUACUGUCAUAUCUGUGUUGUAAUGGAUCAAUAGAGUAACACGUUUUAUUUUAAGAGAAUAAAGAGAAGUAUG
Molecule: messenger RNA, 5168 nt
Organism: Ahaetulla prasina
Lineage: Eukaryota; Metazoa; Chordata; Lepidosauria; Squamata; Colubridae
Product: NACHT, LRR and PYD domains-containing protein 3-like
Exons: 17
Coding region: 725-4417 (1230 amino acids)
Cellular component (GO): cytoplasm
Source: RefSeq, a predicted model, not a curated record